Melampsora larici-populina 98AG31 is the source of this 1545-nucleotide messenger RNA. RefSeq lists its product as uncharacterized. The coding region runs from base 1 to 1545 and encodes 514 amino acids. The transcript has 4 exons. NCBI's taxonomy places the organism in Eukaryota, Fungi, Basidiomycota, Pucciniomycetes, Pucciniales, Melampsoraceae. The record is from RefSeq and is a predicted model, not a curated record.
AUGACACAGAAGGCAUGGAGGAUCUCAUCGUGCACACUACUCAUUGCGGCUUUUUGGAGUUGUCACUUUGUAAGACCAUCAGCAAUAUCGGUGACUGAUUCUAACACUCCCCGGCUAUUGAGAAGAAACUUGGGUUCACGUGAGGAGGAAGCCGCUUCAAUCAUUAAGAUUCCAGAACUAGAAAUAGUCGUCGAAAACCCUGGCUUUCAACCUCCUCGCACUGUUUAUGACAACGCCAUCAAGAGCAAACUUACACAUCUUGACAGGCCAAAGUUCGAGUACCAACUAAUCCAACGUCCACCAACGCACCGCCACCCUAGCACAGAGUGGUGGUCUUUUUGGCAGUUCUUCACAGGCCAGACGUUCCAAUCAGUCGUGCAAGAAUUACGCGAUUACUGGUUCACCGCGUGGAGCUCUCCUCUUCACCGCUUCGCCAAAGACCUCGUCUCGUCUGCACCCAAAAUCAAUCGUCAUUACUUCAGGUCUAAUCCUGCAGAGUUGUUAUUGUUGGCUCAGGAAGACCACUAUGACACAUUUAACCGCCAAGUUGGAACCACGCUGAGUGACGCACAAAGGGACCUCAGUAGAGAGCGAACCGUGGAAUUGAUUCCUAGAUUUCUGAACAUCUUAGUUCAUGGGGAAAAAUACUUCAAAAAGCCAAGAGCUCAAAGUAUCAAUGAGGAUUUUUACCGAGAGCUUUCCGGCACAGUUCUUGAGGUGAAGAAUAGACUCCCCAGAGAGGAAGGAAGCAAUUCGCCUUCAGAAGGGUACGCCAAGGCUAUACAUCAAGUGCUUUACCGAAUGCUGGAAGGACUUGAAGGCCUACCAGAGUUAAGCCAAAAGGAUUAUUAUUGGCACCUGGCAAAGCUUCAAGACGUAACCACACAAGAGUUGCUAGACGUCCUUGACCCCCAAAAGGUGCCCUCAGGUAAAACACAAGAAGAGUAUCAUAUUAUCAUAGCCGCGCUUGACCAAGCCUUGGGAAAAUUCAAUUUGCAGCGUUCUUUGUUCGACUUGACAACUUCAAACUUUCUACUCAUGAGACUAAACACAGGAAAUUUAAAUCGAGGCUUACUAUGGUUAUCCACACUCCCGUACAACGCGAACAUAAGCCCCAAUGUAUUCAAAGCCAUCAAGUCCGAGUGGAGGAGAUUCACUUUCGACAUUCCUUUCGCACAGGAAGUUGAGGCUUUUCAAGACGGUCUGAUGCACAUAGUAUGGCAAGAUGAACAUCCUUUGAGUUCCAAGAUCUGGAGUAACGAAGAAUCUAGGUUGGAAAAAAUCGCAUCACGAACAAUGGUAUUCUCUGAUACGCUUACUCGACGAAUAUGGUGGCGCCAAUUUCAACCGGAGGGCAACUCUGUUGAGCCUUUAGACCAGAUCCCAACAAGACAUGUCAAUCGAGUCUUGUCAACAAUAGAUGGACUCAUUUUGAAGUAUGAUCCGCAAAAGUUGAAAUCCAAACAGCUCAUUCCCAAACGUCAAUCUCCUUGGGAACCACUGAUGGACCGGUUUCAUUCGAUUCUUUCGAGUACUUCAAGUUGA